UUUACUGUUUCAACUCUGUAGUACCCGGGAAAAUUGACAAAACCCUAAAAGAGAAGAGAGGAUUUUGGGAUAAUUAUUCGAGAAGAUCGAGUUACCUUACAGCAAGUGAAUGUUGGUUUGAUAUUUGAUAUGGAAGAUGGGGAAGAGUGUCGUAGGUGCAGAGAAUUGGAAGUUGAGAUUGAGAAGAAGAUGAGUGAGUGCAAAACUAUGGAGGCUAUGAUUAAGAAGUUAGAAGAAAAGGUGAAGUCUUUGAAGAGGAGAAAGGGCGGUCCUGACGGAAAUAGAAAGCUUUCUGGAAUUGUGGACUUGACAGGAGAAGAAGAAGAAGAUAGGGUGGUUGAACUCAUGAUUGAGAACAGUGUUUUGGAAUGUGAAAAGAAAAAGGCUGAGUCUGAAGUUGAGUUUUUGAAGCAAAAGUUGAAGGAAGUGGAGAUCAAUGUCAGUGAAGCCGUUGAAGAUAAACCAGUGAAUAAUUCAGUUUCUGAAACUCCUUAUAAUGGCACAAUUUCUGAGCAUGUUACUUGUACUAAAAAAGAAGAGGGAGUUCUUGGGUUGAAAUCUCAAGUGGCAUCUGGUAGACGAGUCAGAAAACAUUUGGUAUUUGAUGAAGGCCAAAGUCCAGGCAAGAAGAUAGCUCCAUCGACACCUAGCGUUGCUACAACUGCUUCUCUAGGAAUAAUUGAUGUGUGUGACAGUGAUGAAGAACAUGAUAUGGCCCAUGAUGGAAUAACGUCUGUCGAUAAUCACGGAAAUGGAAAUGUCUGCCUUUCAACUGAUCGCGCAUUAGAAGGAAUUGUGGGUAGUGAAAAGGAGACUUCUAAGGGAAGUGGGAAGAUUGCUCUUUUUAAGCGCUGCUGUGAGGAAAACACAGCUAAAUUUGAGGAUGAUAUCCCAUUUGUUUCGACUCCUAAAAGAAAACGGGCUUCUAAUGUUGUUACUAGUGAUACAGAGAGUGAUGAUGAGAAUGAUAUUCCAUUUAGUUCAAAUCCUAAAAGAAAACGAGCUUCUACUGUUGUUACUAGUGAUACAGAGAGUGAUGAUAAAGAUGAUAAUAUUCCCAUCUGUAAACUCAGGAGGAUGCAUCUUCAUGAAAUAAUUUCUGAUCAAGUUCCUUCUGAAAUAAAUAGUUGCUCUGCAACUACUACUGCUUCCGGAGCUGACAACAUUGCAAAUUCCAAAACUCGUGCUAGGCGGCGCCUAGUGUCAUUGAGAAAGUGCUUAGAAAAGAGUCUGGUAGCAGAAUGUUCUUCAAGUAAGACCAAUGAAACUGAAUGUCAACGUGGAAUUCAUACAGCUGAAGUUCUUGAAGAUGAUACGUCGGAAAGGGAUGGAUCAGAUAGUGAGGGUGAGAGCUUGAAUGGAUUUAUUGUGGAAAGCUCUGAAGUUUCAGAUGAUGAGGAUGCUUCUAGUGAGGCUAAAGAUGAAUCAGAUGACAAUGAGGACUUUCAUGACAUUUUAUCUAGACUUAAAAGGAGCAAAGGUCGGAAAUUGGAGUGGGAGUUUGAAGCAGACAUGCUCGCAGCCUUUGGAAAGGAUCCUGAACUGUGCAUGAAGGCUGUAUGUGCUCUUUAUCGACAACAGACUAACGAAGAAAAGGCAAUCAAGGGAUCUUUGGUCUACAAUCACAGGGGUUUCAGCAAAUUUGAUGCAGCCAGGGGCACUACUCUGGCUGAGUUUCUCACUGAGGGAAAUGCACAAGAAGAUCUGAAAAAAUCUGUGAAGCAGUUGGAAGAGUAUGACCAUAAGGGGGUUGAGAUGUGCAGAACGUUUGCCACUCGCUACUCUAAGCAAUUGUUUGAAAUCUACAAGAACAAAGAGGAUCCUCUCUUUUCCCCUUCUUGACUUACCCUGCCACUGACCCAGACUUGAAGAUAUUACAAAUCAGAGAAGUGCUUCUGGAAACCAAGUUGCAGAGAAUGGCAUUUUGUUAUUUUUCCAUUCACUGCAUAGUAUAAUAUUCGGUUUACUCAGAUUUGGCAUGUACAUUUAAUAUUAUUGUAGAAACACAACUCCAUGGUUUAUUUGUGUGUAUAUAUGUUCCUAUGACCAAAAAAAAAUCGGUGCUGUACUUGUGAUAUUGCUGCCUAAUGUUAUCAAAUGUUAUAUAAGUAGUUCCCACUUCCCAGUAGUCAUCUCAGUGAUUUUUUUGGGAUGUUUUUUGGUACAUUUUCCUGUUAGGGAGCUUGACUAUUUGGAGAAUUAAGAGCCAAAGAUGGUCUCAUAAAUCCAGGUGGCAGACAAGUGGUUCAUCAAAUUCUAAAGAGUUCUGCAUUUGGUGACCUAACGGUUGGGCAGUUAUUAAUAUAAGAAGCUUCCUAUCCUAGGCAGCAUAUGCAAACUCAGAAGAUGGAAUCAAUUUCGUAUGAAGUAGCUGGAGGUGUAAAAGGCCACAAAGGGAGCUACAAUUCUGGGUUCCAAAUGCCACUACACUACCCCAAGUACUGUAAAUCAGAUUAUGAAGCCAUGCCGGAAUGGCAGCUCAAUCGCCUUCUAUCAGAAUAUGGUUUGCCGGUCGUUGGAAGUGUGGAACAGAAGAGGAAAUUUGCCAUGGGAGCUUUUCUCUGGCCUCAAUAGAGUUUACAUCCGAGUGAACAAGAAAUUGGAGUAUCUUGUGGUUCAAUUGCAUGAAUGUUCAUUUUGAGCUUUUCAAAGUUAUGUUCUGUCCAUAAAUUUAUGGGAUUUUGUGUUUGUGAAUUGUGAUGUUUUUUGAAAUUAUGAAGCAUAUUUGCUUGGAAAUUAAUAUUAUA
Pistacia vera is the source of this 2747-nucleotide messenger RNA. RefSeq lists its product as uncharacterized. Bases 130 to 1842 code for a protein of 570 amino acids. The record is from RefSeq and is a predicted model, not a curated record. The transcript is spliced from 4 exons. NCBI's taxonomy places the organism in Eukaryota, Viridiplantae, Streptophyta, Magnoliopsida, Sapindales, Anacardiaceae.